Messenger RNA from Leguminivora glycinivorella, 2904 nucleotides. RefSeq names its product iroquois-class homeodomain protein irx-3. Gene Ontology annotation, cellular component: nucleus. Gene Ontology annotation, molecular function: DNA-binding transcription factor activity, RNA polymerase II-specific; RNA polymerase II cis-regulatory region sequence-specific DNA binding. Lineage: Eukaryota; Metazoa; Arthropoda; Insecta; Lepidoptera; Tortricidae. The record is from RefSeq and is a predicted model, not a curated record. The coding region runs from base 273 to 1097 and encodes 274 amino acids. Gene Ontology annotation, biological process: cell development; muscle organ development; regulation of transcription by RNA polymerase II. The transcript is spliced from 4 exons.
CUUCGCGGGAGACAUCCUGAAAUAACGCGAUUUGCAGCGGCGGCGCGCGCGCACCCGCGCUGCUCCGCGCGGCGCUGCCGUCGCCCGCGCUUAUCCGACGCCAUUUUCACACACGCACCGAGCUUUCCCGCGGACAGAUCACCAAGCAUCCCCCGCAGCGGCAGCCCGGCAAGACACGAGUCGUGUCUCAAGCUGCGGCGCCCUACGCACGUGCUCGACCGUGUCUAGUGACUGUGCACUUACAUCAAACUUAAUCGGACCUAAAUAUUCAAAUGACUCUAAUUCAAAACCCGAGUGAAGCAAAAGGCGAAACAAUGGAGGCAUCCCCGGCCAAAGAGGACAGCGCCAAGUCCUUGAGGCCCGUGAGAAACAGACGAUACACACGAAGGAGUCUAGUUGCAGGCCAGCGGCCUCAGAAAAGGUUAUUCACGCCAGAAAUAAAGCGGUAUUUAAAGGAUUGGCUAGUGCGUCGAAGAGACAAUCCCUAUCCUAAUCGAGAGGAAAAGAAAUACCUCGCGGACGAAACAGGCCUCACUUACAUUCAGAUUUGCAACUGGUUUGCCAACUGGCGGCGCAAACUGAAAAACGUGAAUGCGGACCGAAAUCAACAAACGUGGGGACAUCUCAUCCGCACAUACAACGACCGCGCGCAGGGCAACGUGGAGCAGUUCAGCAUCAGCUCCGACGACAGCAUCUGGAGCGAGCCCGAGCCCACCAGCUCCAACUACGAGUCCGUAGACUUCGACACCGAGCACGACAGCCCGGAACCACACUACCAAGAGGACUCCGACUCUUCCACUAACUCUAAAGAGAAAUGUGAAUUUUUCAACAACAACUCCUACGGCGAACAGCAAGAAUGUCUCGGGGAGUCGAAGAAAAUUACGAGUCCGUUACUUCUUAGCAAGUGGUUGGAGAGCGCAGCGAGGUUUCAGCCUAGCGAGAUGAACUACGCGUGGUGGGCGGAGGGCAAGCGGCGGCGGGUGGAGCGGCCGCCGCGGGGCAGCAUCAGCAGCGUGCGGCACGACCGGGACGAAGUGGAGGCGGCGGUGGCCCUCACGGCGCUCGCCGGCGCCACCACGCGCCUCACUGCCCCCUAGAGCGCUCCUCCACUUACAACUCAAAUAUGUGAUUUUAUUCACUUAGCACAAUGCAUUGACAUGUGCUACUUGCUUGUUACCCUGUUGCCAUAAUUCGAAAACAGAAACUGAACGCAGAAACUGCAUGAUGGCGAGAAAGGCCUCAUUGGCGUAAAGACUUCCGAGGCUAGGUGACGCAUUGUUUUGAACUUCCCUGGCCUAUUUCCCUGAUAAGUACAUUAUGAUUAUUAUGAAUAAUAAUAUGAUCCUUUCCUAGAUCAGGGUAGAUAAUUUAACUAAUGCAAUUUUGAAGGGGUCCAAAAAUAUUUCGUUGUUCAAUAUUAUCCUACUGAGUAAUUUCCAACGUAAUAUGAACCCUAAAUCGCAAACUAUGUAUAGGUAUUACAAUAUUACCUGUUGCAAGACACAAUUUAACAGUUUUUUUAUUUUAUUUCAAAUAGUAGAGGUUUCUACUGAUGUGAGUGCUAAUGGUUGGUUUAUCUAAGUCAGGGGUCACCAAAAAUCGGAUCGCCGACCUAUCUAACGCGGUCCGCGUUUUGAUGUAACGCCGUCCCGUCCGAAACGGACCGCGAUGGUAAUCUUAUUUUUGCAAACCCUUGAAGAAACUAAUUGGUGACCCUGAUCGAAGUGCUGCAGUGACUACUGUAUUCAAACAGUUUUUGCACAGUAUAAUAAAGAGUACUACUCUCGGUUACCUCACAAAACGCGAACAGUCGACCUGUCAUAUACAAGCAUAGUACGAGUUCACCUACACGAGCUUUAGACUGUGUGCUAGGAACGUGCCUCUUUCAUAUAUUUGAUUGCCAGUGUCCGAGGUGUGGUUUUAGUCUAGACUCUUAUUAUAAGAAUGUUACGAUUUUAUCAAAGAUGAUAGGUAUACAUAAAUAAUUAAUUACUAUGAACAUGGUUGAGUUUACAUAUAAUAUCAAUAUUGGUGGCAAUGUACUAAUAACAGGUGCCUACAAGACAAAAACUUUAUGGCUAUGUACUUAACCUAAAUUUAUGUGCCAUUUUGAAUAAGAUUUGCUCAACUUAUCUGUAAUAUUUAAGUAGCCUGAGUGACUGCCUAUUUGCCUUAAUAUUAUAUAAUAUUGGUAGAUUAGGCCAUUUUCGUUGUUUAAUUGAUCUCUUUUAGACUAGACAUUAAGAAUUAAUGUAAAUUUAACACCUGCCAAAGAUUGCGUUUAAAGUUCCACAUUUAUUAUAAAAAUAAUAAAUUUGUUGUGACAAAAAAAAGUGUUUGGUCCUUUCCAACCAAAACCAUUAGAAUUAAAAAAAAUGAAGUACAGUCAAGGGUAAAAAUAUGGGUGUACACAUCUUACUCAAAAAUAUGUCCCAUGGCAUCUCAGUCCGGUGUAAUAAGAAUGUAGUACCACAUUUAUGAGACGAUUCUUAGAUACAUAUUUUUCCACUUGACUGUACUUAAUGAUGGGUAUUUAAAGGAACAGCAACAUGAUGUGAUAUUAUUCCAAAUUAUAGAGACUAUUGAUGAAAACAAAUGUCCUCAGUUAAUAAUAAAACAUUUUGGGUUCAAUAAAAUGGAUCAAUGGAUCGCAUUUCUAUAUCGAUCACAUUUUUUUUUCGAUGGUUGCUCUCAAAAUUCAAGAGUAAAAGUUUUAAGAGCUGCAAGCUAGCUACCUAGCCCAUUGCAGAUUAGGACCCUCAUAAUUAUAUGUAUAAGUACUUAAAUAAUGUAUGUAUUUUCAUUACAGACAUAUUUUACAGGUUUACAUUAAAUCUACCAAAUACUUUCUAGCUAUUAUGAGUAAUGGAUGAUGUAUGUGUAAGAAGCUACACAGUAGACUAU